Ictalurus punctatus (channel catfish) is the source of this 3411-nucleotide messenger RNA. It is a transcript of the gene tlr21, whose product is annotated as toll-like receptor 21. Gene Ontology annotation, biological process: immune response; toll-like receptor signaling pathway; inflammatory response. Lineage: Eukaryota; Metazoa; Chordata; Actinopteri; Siluriformes; Ictaluridae. Gene Ontology annotation, cellular component: membrane. Gene Ontology annotation, molecular function: transmembrane signaling receptor activity; protein binding. The record is from RefSeq and is marked provisional.
GUAAGGCUAAAACAGACAAACAGACAGAGCCCUUUUCAAUUCUCAAAGAUUUAUGCAUCAGCAUCUGAAAAAGACAGAAAAGUUGCUCUUUGUUCUGUGGCUGACCCAAAAUGCUGAGAGAGUCCAGAUCUUCUAUAUUAUAACAUUUUAAAUGGUACAGCUCAGAAUGAAGACCUGAAGAUUUGUUUUUGAAAACAUACUGGGACAAACACAGCUCUACGAAAUAUGGCCUCCUACAGGAACCAAGCAUUGAUCUCAGUCUCAAUAAUUGCUUCAAUGUUUCAAUUCAGCAUGAGCUACAGUUUCAGGAAUUGCAUUGAAAGUCCUGGCUCAAACCAUACAACCUUCAAAUGCACUAAACGCCAAGCUCAAACAGUUACUGCCAUUGUGAGUGAUAUACCACAUUCUGCAACAAACAUUUCAAUCUCUUACUGCAAACUUGUCAAAAUUCCUCCUCAAAGCUUCAGUCACCUGCCAAAGCUUAGUGAUCUGCAACUAAACAACAAUCACAUGAGGAACAUCGACAAUGAUGCCUUUGCUAAUCUACAAUAUCUUCAUACAUUGAACUUGUCCAGCAAUGACAUGGUUCAUCUCAAUUCUUCCAUUUUCCAUGACCUCCAGAACCUCAGAACUUUGAUCCUGGCCGACAAUAGAUUGACAAAUAUAUCUUCUGACUUAUUUUCUAAUUUGUCCAAAUUGGAGAUUCUGGAUCUACGUAUGAACCAGUUAAUGAACUUCUCAGCAGUGGUGCACUCCAUAUCAAAUCUGAAAGGGCUGAAGAAACUGGACAUUUCCUUCAACAGACUUAUCACUUUGCUACACUCAGCCAGCCUGCCACAGUCACUUUCCCAACUUUAUCUCGGUAACAACUUGCUGACCACACUGGAAUGCCAGAAUGACUUUCUAAGCAGUGUCCAAGUGCUGGAUCUCUCUUAUAAUAAAGUUCUGACAGCCCAGGCUUUCUUUGGUCUGAACCUGAGCAAUUUGGAAUACCUGCGUCUGCAUUCCACCAACAUUUCAAUCAUAAUGUUCCUUAAUCAUACUAAUGUGAUGCCUUGGCAUGUAGACUUCUCAGGUUUGGGAUUAAGAGAACCCCAAAUGCUAGUUUCAUUGUGCAAACAACUGUCAUACUAUCCAAAUAAACAUAUUGAAAAAAUGCUCCUUCAGAGCAAUGACCUAAAUGGUCUGAAUGAUAAGACAUUAUCUCACUGUCCCCCGAUCACUAAUGUUUUGGACCUUUCAUACAAUCAGCUGAAGAGCAUAAGCUGUUUGCAAUUCCUUGAAAGACAAAAUCAUCUUGCGAAACUCAGAGUUGAACACAACCACCUUACACAUCUAAUAAGUUGCAAAAAUCACACAAAAUUUCCCCACUUGAAAGAACUGAGCUACCGCUACAAUCGCAUUCUUGAAGUGAAUUCCUUUGCCUUUAGUCAUACACCAAAUCUGACAACUCUUCAACUCAAUAUAAACAUAAUUGCCUACUUGGAUCGAAAAGCACUGAAUGGACUUAAACAGCUUGUUACACUUCGCCUGGACAACAACCUUCUGUCUGAUAUCUAUAAGGAGAGCUUUGAGAACCUUCACAGUCUUCAGACACUUAACCUACGCAAUAACCAAAUUUCUGUCAUAUUCAACAACACCUUCUACUCUCUCAGUAUGCUGAGGAUUUUAGAUCUAGGUGGGAACAAGAUAACACAUUUAAUGCCCCUAGCACUUGAAGGGCUGGACAGCUUGAAUAAUCUUUACUUAGACCGCAAUCAUCUAGCAGAAAUUGAUGGUCACCUGAUUGGAAAACUGCAUCGCACACUGCAAGUGCUAGAUUUACAAGGCAAUUUCAUCCAUUACAUCACAGAAUAUGUAUACUCCCCAUUUAUAACGCUAAGUAAGCUGACUGACUUAAAGUUAGAUGGACAAAUGCCAUAUGGUAUAACCUUAUUACCUCAUGCAUUUUUUCGUGGUCUCACUUCCCUUAAAAGUCUUUACCUCAGCAACAAUCAUAUCUCUUAUUUCAGCACGGACACAUUUGACGACCUAAAAAAUUUAACGUUUUUAACAUUAGAUGAUUCGUGUGUUGGAGUGACCCAACUCAAGCCAGGAAUUUUCAAAAACCUUCACAAGCUGGAGACAUUAACAGUUGAGAACAUGGGCAUCGGUUCAUUCUCAAAAGAGGUGUUUGGUAAUCUCACAGGACUGAAAGUUUUGCAUCUUAACCGCAAUGCCAUGCAGACCUUGGAUGUGGACUUGCUGGAAACUCUAACUAAUCUACAGUAUCUAGAUGUUAGAAAUACUCCUCUCAGUUGUAACUGUCCCAACAGUGAGCUCCAGAAUUGGACAAAAAACAACCAGAGAGUACAGCUUAUAUACCUUUACAACCUGACCUGUCCGGAUGUCAAAGGGUCAAACUUUUACAACUUUGACACUCAUGUAUGUUCGGAUUUUGGAGUGUAUUGGUUUGCCUCCACUUAUAUUGUAACAUUGUUAGUAACAUUACUUCCACUACUUUAUGUCAAGCUCUACUGGAAAUUUAAAUAUGGCUACUACGUCUUCCGCUCUUGGUUUGGCGAGCAGUGGCGUCGUCUUCGGGAAGAAGAAGAGAAUUGCACGUACGACGCUUUCAUUUCUUACAACUCAGCAGAUGAGGAAUGGGUGAUGGAACAGCUUCUCCCAAACCUUGAAGGGAGUGGGUUUCGACUUUGCCUCCACCACCGGGACUUUGAACCAGGCCGCAACAUAAUCGACAACAUUGUGGCAGCGGUUUAUAGCAGCCGCAAGACGGUGUGUGUGAUCAGCCGAAACUUCCUCUGCAGUGAGUGGUGCUCCCUGGAGAUCCAACUGGCCAGCUACCGUCUUUUUGAUGAGAUGCAGGAUGUGCUCUUACUUGUCUUUUUGGAGGACAUCCAUGAGCGACAGCUCUCUGCCUAUCACCGUAUGAGAAAGUUUAUGUUGAAAAAGACUUAUCUACAGUGGCCAGGGCUGGACUGCACAGAUCCCAUCAAGGCACAGGAGCUGUUCUGGACACAGCUUAAGAGAGCUUUAAGGAGCAGCAACAGUAGAAGCCAAGACGAAGAACAAACGUUGGAGAAUGUUCAGAAUGGGCCGCAGAUAGAUGAUGCAAGAGUAGAGGAAAGAGAAUAUUUCAUGAACCAGGGACAAAUGGAUGAUGGGCCAUAUUACCUAACACCCUAACAACAGAUUUAUGCUUCAUAUCUACUCUCUUUCCUACUGACAAAUCAUGAAAGAAAUUAAGCUUAUAAGACUGAAAAUAGAUGGUACCAAUUUUUUUUAUUAAUUACAUUUUCCUUAAGUGAUGAUUAACUUGUGCUGGCAUGAGACUUAUUAACAACGAAUAGAAAGAAAAACAAUAUUUUGUAAGAAAUGAAGAUGUAAAUAAAAUGACAAUUUUAUUACCAA